AUGACUGCUACUGCUGUUACCGAGGCCGAGGCGCCGCACAACAAGUUCGACACCAUCCUGGUGCUCGACUUCGGCAGCCAGACCAGCCACCUGAUCCUGCGCCGUCUGCGUGGCCUUAAUGUCUACGCCGAGAUGCUUCCGUGCACGACGAAGCUGGCCGACCUGCCCUUCAAACCCAAGGGCAUUAUCUUGUCUGGAGGUGAGGUUUUCGUACGCGACGAUGGGUUUCAACAGACUGCGGAAUAG
Molecule: messenger RNA, 246 nt
Organism: Sporothrix schenckii 1099-18
Lineage: Eukaryota; Fungi; Ascomycota; Sordariomycetes; Ophiostomatales; Ophiostomataceae
Exons: 2
Coding region: 1-246 (81 amino acids)
Source: RefSeq, a predicted model, not a curated record